AUGUCUACUCCUCGCGACGAUGAUUUGGUGACGCAGAGCCACGUUGCUGUCUCUGAUGCACGAGACUACUUCAAUUUGUUGCCGAACGAGGUCUUUACCCUAGUACUCGAUUUUGUUCGAGGACCUGAGAUUGAUUUCAAAAUUCUUACGGAGAUGCAUGUCAGAAAGGCCAAGAAAGACUUGCAUGAUCUAACUUUGGUGAACCGCCGCUUCAACGCACUCGCUACACCUCUCCUAAACGACGCAACAGUUGACAGAACGAUUAUGAAGGUAUUGGGUUCGGCUACUCAUCUGAAUUCUCUCAUCGUGUCUGGCAGUUUUAUUAUACAUUGCGAAAUGAUUUUGACUUUCAUCAAGCUGGCACUGGCUAGUUCUAAGUCACUUCGCCAUCUUUCUGUUCUUGACAUUGAUAGGAACACCUCGACGAGCGACAUAAUCGAAGCUCUAACAGAAUCUCCAUCGAGUAUACAAGAAUUGUUUCUUGAUGGAAUGGUCUGCUGCGAUGAGUCAAUCCCUUCGUUUGUUCCACUGCAGAACAAUGACACAGCCUCACUCCGAAAAUUGCACUUGCAUAACAUCUUCAACAACCCCGAAGCGACGAUGAAAUCUUUAUUCAAGUGGUCCGAAUCACUCGAAGAGUUGAGUCUGAGGGCGCGAGAUCAUAAAUACUUUAAGAUUGAUUUAAAAAAUCUUCUCUCACCCUACAAGGACACUCUUGUCGUGCUUUACUUGGACAUCCGCAUCGCGCCAGAUGGAAUCGAUUUUUCUUCACUUGCCGCCCUCGAGGAGCUUACUCUGAUUUAUUGGCCGCUGAUUGCUAGCACUCGCGUCGAGUUUUCCGAGGAGUUAGGACGCAGGCUCCUUGCGCCACGGAUGCGACGACUGAAUUGGCUUCUUGUUGGAGACACUAAACCAGACCUUUCUAUCAACAGUCUGACUACGUUCGAUAAGAAGUGGCUUUGUGAUUUUGGCGAGUACGCCACACAGCACUGCUCCCGAUUGCGUAUCAUUUGUACCAAGCACCACUGA
This is a messenger RNA of Beauveria bassiana ARSEF 2860, 1029 nucleotides long. RefSeq lists its product as uncharacterized. The coding region runs from base 1 to 1029 and encodes 342 amino acids. The transcript is spliced from 3 exons. NCBI's taxonomy places the organism in Eukaryota, Fungi, Ascomycota, Sordariomycetes, Hypocreales, Cordycipitaceae. The record is from RefSeq and is a predicted model, not a curated record.